Messenger RNA from Spea bombifrons (plains spadefoot toad), 1853 nucleotides. It is a transcript of the gene CDK18, whose product is annotated as cyclin dependent kinase 18. Gene Ontology annotation, cellular component: cytoplasm; nucleus. Gene Ontology annotation, molecular function: protein kinase activity; ATP binding. The transcript is spliced from 16 exons. The record is from RefSeq and is a predicted model, not a curated record. Bases 144 to 1556 code for a protein of 470 amino acids. Gene Ontology annotation, biological process: protein phosphorylation. Lineage: Eukaryota; Metazoa; Chordata; Amphibia; Anura; Pelobatidae.
UGGGAUUCUUUUGGCUGUGCAUGCAGGGCUGCUGCCAGCUCUCACCCGCUGUGAGGUCCUGGCCAAAGGUGGAUUAGGAGGGGAGUGAGCAUCUCCCAGAAGUGAAGCACAGGGGCAACGCUGCAGGGAUCUAACCAGUCAUCAUGAACAAGGUGAAAAGUUUUAAGCGCCGAUUUUCGCUUUCUGUACCUCGUACCGAGACCAUUGAGGAGUCCCUAGCAGAAUUUACAGAGCAGUACAACCAAUUGAACAGCCGGCACACCGAAGGUCUUGGUCACUCACACUUGCAGCUGCCUCACCUGAGUCCAGGAAACCCUGUACUGUCUCCAUCAGAUGGAGAAGGUCUGUCUCCCACUGCACUGAGCUACAGAAAUGCAGCCCACCGACGUCUCUCCAUGGAGGAUGUCAGCAAACGUCUUUCCCUACCUAUGGAUAUUCGUUUGCCUCCAGAACUCCUCGACAAGUUACAGAUGAGCAGUCCAGAGGAUGACCAGAAGCCUCUUAGUCGAUUGUCAAGAAGAGCAUCCCUGUCGGAUAUUGGGUUCGGCAAAUUGGAAACAUAUGUCAAACUGGAUAAACUGGGAGAGGGGACUUAUGCAACGGUAUUCAAGGGACGCAGUAAACUUACAGAGAAUCUGGUAGCUCUAAAGGAAAUCAGACUGGAGCAUGAGGAAGGAGCACCCUGUACGGCCAUCAGAGAGGUGUCUCUACUGAAGAAUCUGAAGCAUGCUAACAUUGUAACACUCCAUGACAUCAUCCACACAGAAUACUCACUCACUCUGGUAUUUGAGUACCUGGACAGCGACCUUAAACAGUACUUGGAUAACUGUGGAAAUCUCAUGUGUAUGCACAACGUCAAGAUUUUUAUGUUCCAGUUACUUCGUGGUCUGUCUUAUUGCCACCGCAGGAAGAUACUUCACAGGGAUCUGAAACCACAAAACCUCCUGAUUAACGAAAAAGGGGAGCUAAAGCUGGCAGAUUUUGGCCUUGCUAGAGCCAAGUCAGUGCCAACCAAAACAUACUCCAAUGAAGUGGUGACGCUUUGGUACCGGCCUCCAGAUGUUUUGCUGGGUUCUACAGAAUACAGUACACCCAUUGACAUGUGGGGAGUUGGCUGUAUAUUAUAUGAAAUGGCUACAGGACGACCUAUGUUUCCUGGUUCUACGGUAAAGGAGGAAUUACACUUGAUCUUCAGGCUACUAGGUACUCCCACUGAAGAGACAUGGGGUGGAAUAUCAUCUAAUAAAGAAUUUAAAGCUUACGGCUUCCCACAGUACAGAGCACAGCCUCUGAAAAACCACACACCAAGGCUGGACUCAGAGGGGAUUGAUCUAUUAAGCAGCUUACUACUGUAUGAGGACAAAAAACGAAUCUCUGCAGAUGAAGGUAUCAGACAUCCAUAUUUCAAGACAUUGGGGGAGAAAGUACUCACACUUCCAGACAGUACCUCUAUUUUCACAAUCAAAGAGAUCCAGCUUCAGAAGGAUCCUGGACACCGUGGCUCCAUAUUCCAUCACACAGCUCGUGGGAAGACCAGAAGACAGAGUAUAUUCUAGAACUGAAACUGGAUGAAUUAAGACUACACUCAAUUGUAUCUCAUCUGUCUGAGAAACUCAUGCACUUAUUUAACUUUUUGAGUAUUAUCCUUAAUUUAGCAAGUUGCAGAGAACUCAGUACCAAGUCUCCUGUUGGUGCAUUGUGAGGUUCAGGGACCAGAGAAGAAUAAAUGGCACUUUUAAGUAUCACUUUUAAGACCCUGCAAACGCCUUAUCAGCUUCUCUUAAUUGAAGUGUAAAAGACUAGCUGAAACAUGCUAAUAUAUUUCACCCAGUUUAAAAUCCUAAUUGUGAUUA